AGGAGAGAGUGGGAGGGGAGUGUGUGGAAGACUCUAAGGGAACGCGGCAGAGGCCAGAAGAGGAGGUACGGUGGACGGCGGGAGGAAGGCAGAGGUGUCAGAGGAGAGACAGGGCGGCAUCAGGCACUCACAGCUGCGGCGCGGGGCUGCCUCCCCGGCCCGCCUGCCGCGCUCCGCCCGCCCGCCCUCCCGCCGGCACUAUGGUGGACAGAGGACCCUUGCUGACCUCGGCCAUCAUCUUCUACCUGUCCAUUGGGGCGGCGAUCUUCGAGGUGCUGGAGGAGCCGCACUGGCGCUCGGCUACCGACGACUACAAGCGGCAGAAGACGGAGCUACUCAAGCAGUUCCCUUGCCUGGGCCAGGAGGGGCUCGACAAGAUCCUGCAGGUUGUGUCAAAUGCUGCUGGACAGGGGGUUGCCAUCACUGGGAACAAUACUUUCAACAACUGGAAUUGGCCUAAUGCUGUGAUCUUUGCUGCUACUGUGAUCACUACCAUUGGUUACGGAAAUGUUUCUCCAAAGACACCCUCUGGGCGUCUCUUCUGCAUAUUUUAUGGGCUCUUUGGAGUUCCUCUCUGCUUGACAUGGAUCAGUGCUCUGGGGAAGUUCUUUGGAGGACGUGCCAAGAGGCUGGGCCAGUUUCUGACGAAAAGAGGAGUAAGCCUGAGGAAAGCACAAAUUACCUGCACAGCUAUUUUCAUUGUUUGGGGUGUCUUGGUCCAUCUGGUUAUUCCUCCCUUUGUCUUUAUGGUGACUGAAGGAUGGGAUUACAUCGAAGGCCUCUAUUUCUCAUUCAUCACCAUCACCACCAUAGGAUUUGGAGAUUUUGUUGCUGGUGUAAAUCCAGAGGCAAACUACCAUGCCCUUUACAGAUAUUUUGUGGAGUUAUGGAUCUACCUGGGACUAGCUUGGCUUUCACUCUUUGUUAACUGGAAGGUCAGUAUGUUUGUGGAAGUUCACAAAGCAAUAAAGAAACGGAGGAAAAAAAGAAAAGAGUCAUUUGACAGCCAUCCUCGGUCUAAAAAACCCCUUCAAAUGGGUACAUCAAAGGAUGUCAACAUUUUCAGCUUCCUUUCAAAGAAGGAAGAAACAUACAACGAUCUUAUUAAGCAAAUUGGAAAGAAAGCCCUGAAGACAAACAAUGACAAAAUGAUUAAAGUAGAAAAUGCCAAGCAAAAUAUGCAGAAUGCUAGUAUAGAUGCCCAGGUGAUUUACACAAAGGCAGAAGCGUUUGAAUACGACGAGACUUCCCUGGACAUGGAAAAUGGUCGCGUACUGAGACCCCUGCAUGAUAAACGCAUUGGAGACAGUCCUCUAGAAGGAACCAUUUUUGUAAACCAGCUAGACAGGAUUAGUGAAGAAGAAGGUGAAGCAUGGGAUUCCAGAGACUAUCGACCCUUAAUAUUUGAGAAUGCUAAUAUAACAUUUGUAAAUGAAGAUGACGACGAAGAGGAAGACAUGUCAGAUGACGAGGAAACGUCAAAAUCCUCCAUGGAUGAUAAUCUUGCAGAGGAAUCUGAAACCACAAAAAAACUGGUGAAAUUCCCAUCCUCUGAUGAAUCUACCUUUACCAAUAACGAGCUGGAACUUUCUGUGCCUUACGAACAACUGAUGAAUGAAUAUAAUACAGUAAGCAACGUGAAGGCUGCAACGUGAAGCACGUUUGGCAAUGGUUUUCUGAAAGUGGUCGGUGCAUAUUGAAUGAAUUAACAGAGCAAGGAGAAAAGCAUGUUCUUUGCAGCUUUUCCUGUCUCUUUGAAAACAGAAGUCCCAAACUAAUAAACUCCAGUGUCCUUUUCCCAUAAGAAGUUGGUUUCUGAGCCCAUCAGCUUUGCUUAUCUGAAAAACUUGCAAAAUAACAGUUGGAUUUGGAGUCUUGCUCCUUCUUGGGGUUUUAUAGUUCUUCAACAAAGUAGAAAAGACUAGUUCAUACACUGGACCUGCUCUGCGUUGAUGCAUUUCAUUGAGGAAUUAGUUUGGGAGUGUCACUAUUGCAGACUGCUUCUGCCAUCAGAUGCGUUCGGUUACUCCAUUAUCCUUUCACCUCUGAAAACAUGGAUUUGAAUCCUGCUUUGACCACAAAUGAAAGCAAGUGGGUUGCUUUUUAUGUUGCCCAUUGUUAAAUUGUUACCACAAAGAAGUGGUGCAACCAUU
Molecule: messenger RNA, 2153 nt
Organism: Dryobates pubescens (Downy woodpecker)
Lineage: Eukaryota; Metazoa; Chordata; Aves; Piciformes; Picidae
Gene: KCNK5
Product: potassium two pore domain channel subfamily K member 5
Exons: 5
Coding region: 201-1655 (484 amino acids)
Biological process (GO): stabilization of membrane potential; potassium ion transmembrane transport
Cellular component (GO): membrane
Molecular function (GO): potassium ion leak channel activity
Source: RefSeq, a predicted model, not a curated record